Messenger RNA from Papilio machaon (common yellow swallowtail), 531 nucleotides. RefSeq lists its product as uncharacterized. The transcript has 2 exons. The record is from RefSeq and is a predicted model, not a curated record. Lineage: Eukaryota; Metazoa; Arthropoda; Insecta; Lepidoptera; Papilionidae. Bases 89 to 484 code for a protein of 131 amino acids.
UGUCAUUCUGUUCGACUUGCUGUUGUGCUGAAUUGCCUUUUUCUACAAAUAUUUAAAUAUUUUUACAACAGCAAAGAAUUGCGAGCAGAUGACUUUUGGAAGAAAUUCCACGUAUAAUUGGAAUACUUGUUUUGAUAGCAAUGGAGAUUAUAUAUUUAGUAAUAUGACAGAAAAUAGAAAAAGAACUCGUGAGGAUGACACGUGCGAGUUCAUGCCACUAUCGAAAAGGAUAAAUAACUUACACAUAAAUAACAACCUCGCUAGCCAAUCUAUCCUUCAGGCUGCAGAUCCUAGUCAUAUUAAUGGGAUAAGAACUGAGGAGAAUGGAAUAUCUUCUCAAACUCAUAACCAUAAUUCUGACAGUACACCUACUUAUGACCCUGGUGUCACAUCAUCACAAAGCAGAUAUUAUUAUGAAAAUAAAUUAUUGUUUGAACUGCAUUUAGAAAGAAUUCAACGAUCAGGGCAACAGUUUCCCUUUUGAAAUACUUGUAAUAAUGUGUGAAUUAAGUUGUGUACCUGUAUUAUUAA